This is a messenger RNA of Caenorhabditis remanei, 1080 nucleotides long. RefSeq lists its product as uncharacterized. The transcript is spliced from 6 exons. NCBI's taxonomy places the organism in Eukaryota, Metazoa, Nematoda, Chromadorea, Rhabditida, Rhabditidae. The record is from RefSeq and is a predicted model, not a curated record. Bases 1 to 1080 code for a protein of 359 amino acids. Gene Ontology annotation, cellular component: cytoplasm; nucleus. Gene Ontology annotation, molecular function: protein serine/threonine phosphatase activity.
AUGGUAAUGAAGGGAAAACCCUCGUUUAUGAAGAAAAAAAAAUCGAAAAACUCAAAAGCGAGCAAGUCGAAGGCGACGGUCCGUUCGACGGUGGUCUCGACACGAACCAAGAAUAAUAAGACGGUUUUGAGUGAACAGGAUAAGAAGCAUGUCCGCUGGGCUUACAGUAUCCUGAUGCGUGUUCUAGAGAGUGGAAAGCAUCCAGACAACGAAUUGACUCGCGUUAUUCCGCCCGAUGAAUGUAUGAAUUUUCUGGCUCAAGUUCGAACGGUAUUUUGGAAGCAAGCGUCAAUGGUUGAACUCACUGCACCGAUCAAUAUCUGCGGUGACAUUCACGGACAGUUCAGUGAUCUCUUACGGCUUUUCGACAAAAACGGAUUCCCGCAUCGAGCGAAUUAUUUGUUUCUUGGAGACUAUGUGGAUCGUGGGAAACAUUGUCUCGAGACGAUACUCCUCCUUUUUUCGUACAAAAUGAUUUUCCGCAACCACUUCUUCCUUCUCCGUGGAAAUCACGAAUGUCCCAACAUCAAUAAGCAGUACGGAUUCUAUGAUGAGGUGGUUCGUCGUUAUAAGAAGCCUGGUGUCUGGUUUGCGUUCCAACAAGUGUUCACACAUAUGCCGUUGACUGCUCUCGUCGGGGGAAAGAUUUUGUGCAUGCAUGGAGGCAUUUCGAAACAGAUGAACAGUCUUCAAGACCUUCGUAUCAUUCGCCGCCCAUUCGACAACCCGCAAGUCGGCACCCUCGCUAUGGAUGUUCUCUGGAGUGACCCAUCGAAUUUCGAAAAAGAUUAUGGACCGAACUCGCGUGGUGUCUCCGUAGUCUUUGGCAAACACGCUCUAUGGAAAACGCUGAAAAAGCUGAAAAUCGACAUGGUCGUUCGAGCUCAUCAAGUCGUUCAAGACGGCUACGAGUUUUUCGCGAAUCGUCGUCUCGUCACUAUCUUCUCGGCUCCGUUCUACUGUGGACAGUUUAAUAAUGCGGCGGCGGUGAUGCAAGUGAGCAGACAACUCGUGUGCUCGUUUGUGGUGCUCCGCCCGAGAAAGAAGGUGGCAAGACGUCGGCUGAUGCCUGCAAAGUGA